Naegleria fowleri is the source of this 879-nucleotide messenger RNA. RefSeq lists its product as uncharacterized. The coding region runs from base 1 to 879 and encodes 292 amino acids. NCBI's taxonomy places the organism in Eukaryota, Heterolobosea, Eutetramitea, Acrasida, Naegleriidae. The transcript has a single exon. The record is from RefSeq and is a predicted model, not a curated record.
AUGUCUGGGCCCAUUCAACCAAUCAGCAGCAACUUGGCUUCAAACAAAGAGAGCAAUGAACGAGAAGGUACUCCAACUGCUAUUUUUCUUGAUCAUCAUUCACAACCAACCACCACAGCAACCACGAGUGCUGACCUUCCAUCCACACCACCGCCACCACAAUCUUCAUCUCCAUUGAUUGGAAAUACCACUUCUGACGCGGAUAAUGAAGAAUUUCAUGAAUUGGUCACUGAUCUCAAUCGUCAAAUGGGAGUUUUGAAAUCAAAGAGAAGUAUUUUCAAAUACUUGUUGUUUUCAUGUUUUGGAUUGUUCGUUGCAUUGAGUACAGUCUACUUUUUGGUUGGUUUGUGUGUCUAUUUCUUGGUCGAUUUUGGAAACAUCACUCAGGGACCAUUUUCUUGUCUUUUACUCGAUAAGGAUUGUUAUACGAGACAAGGAAUUGUUGUCUGCAGAGCCAAGGUGAUCUAUGCAUUCAGAGAAUUCCUCACCGUCGAUGAAUAUCCAAGUGAUAGUCCCAUAUGGCCUUCUCAUCUCAGAUCCCAAAUGACUUGUUAUAAGAAUCAAAAAACAACUCAAAUUGCUCUUCGACCCAUAGUAUUAUACAAUCCUUCUGGAAUUCUCAUUUCAUCCUGUGUCUUGUUUGGAGUGGCUGGUUUAAGUCUUGCCAUUGUCUUGUCCGUAUUCUCUGCCUUCAAAGCAGCAUCCAAAAAGAAGAACAAAGUGAAAUUCUAUCAACAACAAGCCUCCGAUUGGAUGAGACGUAGAAGAUCUUCGACGGUAUCCAAUGAAGGAGCUGAGAAUGCUGAGCCAACUUUACAGGAAGAGACAAAACCAAUUUUGACCUCUACUCCACAUUACAGUGCCAUCACGAAUCAAUAG